GAACACUGGAAAAAAAACAAAGUCCGUCAUUUCAGUCCGCAUCCGCGCCGCGCGUCGAUCGUACGUGCGCGGUUGGUAAAAACUCCCGCCAAUAUAAUACGGUGAAUUUAAUCGAAAAAGUUUUUAUGUGUAGUGUUAACAAUUUCGAACUUUUAAAUAAAGGAGUGAAGGAUUUUCUUAUACGCCGGGUCGGCUUUACUACCAAUAUUAUUUUGUGUGAUAGAGAAUGAACUAAGCAAGAAAAAAUAAUCUAGGAGGAAAAAAAUUCUGUAACCAUGUCUAGUAACGCAGAAAAUGGUAUCGGCGAUGAUGCUAAUGGAACUACGUAUUAUUUUUCCAAAGGGCGAUCGAGCGCGACGCUAUGGCAGAGAAUCAGCCUAUUUCUAUCCAUUUACUGGAAAGCUCUGAUCGUGGUUAUCGCACCUUUGAUUUUAUUGCCAAUACCUAUAAUGAACUCUGCCUCGGAAUCAGCUCGUGCUUACAAAUGUAUGUACGUUGUCUUGAUAAUGGCGACAUACUGGGUACUCGAACUGCUACCUCUACCAGUAACUUCAAUGCUGCCCAUCGUACUCUUCCCUACUAUGGGUAUCUUGGAUUCAGAUAAAACAUGUGCAGCGUAUAUGAAGGAAACCAAUAUGAUGUUCAUGGGCGGUCUUAUGAUAGCUGCAGGAGUUCAGCACUCGAAGCUUCCAAAAAGAAUCGCGCUGUGGACAGUUCAGGUCGUUGGAUGCUCGCAUAGGAGACUAAACUUGGGUCUGACGUUCGUAACGAUGUUCAUAUCGAUGUGGGUGUCGAACGCAGCCGCUACAACCAUGAUGGUGCCCAUAGUCGAAGCCAUUCUCGAAGUACUGGAGCAGCAAGGUCUCGGUGACGUGUACAUCAACAAAAAGAAGCCACUUACUGAAAACGGAAAGGACACGAAGGCCAUUCAAGACAAACUUACAGAUGAAGAAACGCCAAUGCCCAGUGAUAUAACCAUCUGCUACUACUUAAGUAUAGCGUACGCCUCAACAUUGGGCGGUUGUGGGACCCUUGUCGGAACUGCUACCAACUCUGCCUUCAAGGGCAUCUUCGAUUCGGAAUUCCCCGAAGUAUCAGGCUCGGUGGACUUCUUCUGGUUCAUGGCGUACAGUACACCACCAAUGUUGCUGAUGCAGAUUUUGGUCUGGGUAUCCUUGCAGAUCACUUACAUGGGACUGUUCAGACCGAACAGUGAAGCUGCGAAGAAGGUGAACAGGGCGUCAUCAGGUUCAGAUAACACGAUGAAGGUCAUCAGGGAGCAGUACAAGGGAUUAGGGCCGGUCACUUUCCAUGAGAAGGCUUCAGGUUUACUGUUCCUGUUCGCCGUGUUUCUCUACAUCUUCAGGAAGCCAGGGUUCAUGCCUGGGUGGGCUGACGUCAUCACAUCCAUGAAAGUGAAAGACGGCGUGGUGUCCAUGUUCAUCGUGAUCUUAAUGUUCAUUCUGCCGAUGUCGGUGGACUUCUGCAAAUUUUUCUCACCGUCUGUUUCAUAUGAAGAAUUGGCAAAUUCAAAGCCGUCACCUGGUGUUGUCACCUGGAACAUCUUGAAGGAGAAAAUUCCUUGGGGUCUUCUUUUCUUGUUGGGCGGCGGGUUCGCGCUGGCCGAGGGCAGCAAGGCGACGGGGCUGUCGGCCAUGAUCGGCGCCUCGCUCACCGGCCUGCACGGCGCGCCCGCGCCCGUCGUGCUGCUGGCCGUGGUGCUGGUCACGCAGUUCAUCACUGAGUUCACCUCCAACGUGGCCAUCGCCAACCUCAUCCUGCCCGUGCUGGCCAACAUGGCUCGUACACUAGACAUGGACCCUCGCUACUUGAUGAUACCAGCAACACUGGCGUGCUCCAUGGCCUUCCACAUGCCAGUGGGAACACCCCCCAACGCUAUUGUUGCUGGUGUCGCCCAUAUACCAACUUCUAAGAUGGCUAUUGGUGGUAUUGGACCCAAGAUAGUCUCAACCCUCAUCGUAUGGGGAGCUUACCCCACUUGGGGCUCACUGAUCUUCAAACCAGAAGACAUCGCAGCCCUGGAGAACCCUACAUCAUCAGUUCACAAGGUCACCAAGAACAUCACCUUGAACUGCAACGUACUGCCGACCGAUUUGAGUCCGGACAAAGCCUUCAACUGUACUUUACCAACUUCGAAUAUGGCUAAUCAAAAGUUAGCACUGAAUGUGAGUAAUAGUGCCUUUACUUGUAACUAUUUUCCAUUUAAAAAGAGUUAAAUACAAAUUAUUAGUUUCAUGGAUUUAAGCUAUAUUGGUGCUUUUGAUAUUCUUUUGUACCAAUUUUGCAAGCUUGACCAAUGUUGACUAUUUUUGGACAAUUUUGGACAAGGUGGUGAAAAAAAUCUCAAAAUUGUCAAUAAAAGUUAGCAAAUUAAUUUUUAAAUAUGAAUUUUUAGUGAAUCAACAAGUAUAUAUCAAUUGGGGGAGAUAAUAUCACCGCUGUAAUUAAAUCUACCAGUGGUUUUAAAGUAAAUAAAUCAUGAGCAUUUGUGUUCAAUACAAAAUAAAGCAUUUAUAUAUUUUUAUAUAAACGUUUUCUACUACUCAUAAAGUCAGAAAUUAGUUUUUUUUGGUAAAUUUGGGUCAUUAGAACUCUACACCAGACUACACAUUUUUCAAUUCAAAGUAAAGAAAAAUAAGAUAAAUAGUAAUUUCCUACUUUAUGCGUAUGAGAGACCAAAAUGCAUGACAUUAUCAAAAUGUAUGCAGUUUAAUCGCGUUAAAAAAAAUAGCGACUCAACGCUGUCACUCAGUUUAAACACGCUCAUUUACCAAUUAAAUCGUAUGAAAAUAGAAUGCCUCUCUUAAUGGCUUCAACUGGUUCAUUUGAACACGGCGUCUAACUACGAUUUAGGAUCAAGGGGCGUAGCUUACUUAAGUGAAGCUAUGAGUAACUACUUUCUUAACGCGAAUACACUACAGGUAUAUACGUAUAUACUUCAUUGACAUGAAGUUUUCUUAUCUUGUAAAAAAAACUUUAUUUUUUCGUUUUAUUUUUGGGGGGUAAAAAUUAAUAUAUUUCGCUUUAAUUUUGUUGACAAGGUGGUUUUUACGAAAAGUUAUUACGAGUGCGUGAUAUAGAACGGUGAUGCGGGUGAGGACUUAGUAAAUUUGUAGUGCGACAUUUAUUUUAUUUACAUCCAUAUGCAUUGCAUGCACGCAUGCAUGGAAAUUUGGCAUAAUGCCAAACUGCCAAUUCUGCAUAAUGUGCCACUUGAUUGUGAUAACAUAAAAAUAAUAAAUAAAGUAAACGUCGUAUAUUUAGUAUUAUCAAUAACUUAUUUCUUGUCCAAAACGGAUGUUCCUAGUUAUAUUUAGAUUAUUGAUAUUUUUUUAAAAAUAGGUCUGAUAUUUUUAUUAUAAUAAAUAUUUAUAGCGAAAUGUAUUAUAAAACGCUCUGCUAAUCACUGGCGUGCCAGUUACAUAGUAGUGUGAUAUUUAGUGCCAUUUAUUAAACAUUUAGCCAUUAUUAUUUUAAUGUUCACAACUUACACUUUAAAUUUUUCUUUACUAUAGAUUUUCUUUAUUUCUCUAGAACGUACUCUGUAAUGUUCUUUUAGAGAAUGUCUUAACUCUAUCUUGUUUGAAUAAACUUUUAAUACAGAAUUUACAACUGAGAAUAUAAUAAUGUAAAUAUAUGCCCGGUGGAAAUAUUUGUUUGGAAGAAUUAUUGAGAAAUCUUCAUAAGCCUUAAAAAUACUUUUAAAAUAAUAAGUCUUUACAACUCUGUAAAACUCUGAAAAGGUCAAAUAUUCUCUGAAAUUUCAGACUUUAUUUCGGAGUCCGAUCUUCUUUUAAAAGUCUUAUUAAGACUUGAAGAUUUUUUUCAAACAUAUCCAAACACAAAUAUAUCCAUCAGGGUAUUCCUUUUAUGGCCUGUUCGCCGGUUGCCGUUGAUGCUAUUUGACAGUUGACGUUAUCCAUCAGAUAAAGUUCAUAGUAUAAUUAUUAUUUUAUUCGACCGAAUUUUUCUAUAUUCAUGGAUUAUUUCUAUUCGUGUCUAUCGCAGUUAUAUCUAAAGUCUACUCUACCUCCUCAGUGGUGUAGCGAGGGGGGCAAGGGAGGGGCAUCAUGCCCCGGACGCUACCCACAAAGAGGUGUAAUAGUUUUCAAAUGGGGGGGAGGGUUGAAAAGGUAUUGUGCUCCAGGCCCGUACUAAGCUCGCUAUGUCACUGUACCUUCUGCUGUUAAAGUCUAUUAGUAACGUAUGUGCAGUAUAAACUUUGCCCAUAACCGGUAAAACGGGCCUAUAAUGUAACAAGUAAUGAUUUAACGACAUCAAUUGGCAGAAUGUAAUUUCAUACAAUUGCAACAAGUUUUUAACACUGGCACGCCAGUGUUUUGGCUUUGUAUUAAAAUGUGUGGUGUACAAAAAAUUUGAGUUGUGAUCUUAAAUUUGAUGUGACACGGAAUAAAUAAUGUAAACAAUAAAAUAUAUAAUCUUAUCAAAAUAAAUAAACUAUAUACUGAUUUAGCAAAUAUCACAAUGAUUGACAUUGUUAUAUUUUUAUAAAAUAUUUUAUGAAAAUUACAGCUAGCUAAUAACUAUUAAUUAGGUAAUAUAAAUAUAUUCAGUAUCAAGAGUAUUCCGAUUUCUGCAUUUUGGAUAUUUUUGUUGCUCUAACGUAAAAUGCUAAACUAAAUGUUCUAGUGUAACUAUCAUAUUUUUGAAAUAAUGCACAAAUUUUUAUGUAAGUUUAUUUAAGGCAUUUCAGUUUAUUAAAUACGUUAAUAUUUAAACUAUUCUAAGUUCAUUACAUUCAUACAGAUAAUAAAAAUCUUGCAAAAAAAAUGAUAUAAAAAACACUAUAAAAUGUGUUAUAAUAAAUAUGUUAUAAAUUAAUUUAAGAUAUGGCAAAUUCAGGAACAUAAAGUGACUAACAAAAAUAAACUCUGAUUUAUGCAUAUUUCUUGUCUGUUUCUUGCAUUUAUUUUAUUAUAUUAUAUAAAAUACAUUUUCUGUUUUAUCUGAAUCAUAACAUGCCAAAUAUAGGUAUACCACAUGAUUACUACUUCACUCAUUUAAAAUUGUUGCCAGUAUGUACUUAUAUAUUUUUUCUUAGGUUUAUCUCAACUGAUAUGGUAAUGAGGUACGAAUAAAAAAUAAAUUAAAACAGAAAAAAUAUUUUGUUUUAAUUUAUUGUGCCAAGUGUAAAUAUGCUCAUUUGUAAAUAGCGCUGCGGUGAUCUGUAUUUUUAGUCGUUACAAGAAAUAAAAUUAUAAAAACAGUAA
Molecule: messenger RNA, 5252 nt
Organism: Melitaea cinxia (Glanville fritillary)
Lineage: Eukaryota; Metazoa; Arthropoda; Insecta; Lepidoptera; Nymphalidae
Gene: Indy
Product: protein I'm not dead yet
Exons: 16
Coding region: 276-2237 (653 amino acids)
Biological process (GO): citrate transport; monoatomic anion transmembrane transport
Cellular component (GO): membrane
Molecular function (GO): citrate transmembrane transporter activity; succinate transmembrane transporter activity
Source: RefSeq, a predicted model, not a curated record